UCAAACGUCUCAAACCCAGUUUGUUAGUAAGAUUCUGUUAAAUAUUCAACUUAGUUAAUUUCAUAAAGUUCUUAGUUCCUAAUUAUUAGGGAAGUUUCAUAUUCUUGAACUUGUUAAAUCGAAAAUGAUUCAUGAUGCUCUUUUAGUUUUAUGGGAUUGUUCUCAAGCUACACAAGAGACAGCGAAACACCAGCAUUAUGCCAAUCAAGGAGAUUCAGAUGUGUACCAUAGGAUAUGUGAAAUUGCAAAGAGCCAUCACAGGAUUCAAAUUUUUGUGGAUAGUAUGAGCUUUCAUUGUAGAAAAUCACACUCAGCUUCUUCUCGCACAACAGGCCUCUACGCUCAGGCAUUGAGUGAAGGCAUCACUGAAGUGCUCCAAUCCUAUAAAAAAACCCUUCUCGAAGUGGAAGGUCUGGUGAUGGGAAACCAUACCUACACACUCUCAUUUGUUUAUAGUUAUGUUGAAAAAUACCAAGGCCUUUUUAAUACUUUGAACAAAUUGAUAUCUACUAUUAAGGAAAGGAGACUGAAUGGAUGCCAGAUUUUGAGUUUGACUCAUCAGUACAUAUUGAAUGGUAAUGAAAUGGUCCAUGAUGCUAUAAUUAAAAUAUUUGCAUACAUAAACAAUGUAUUUAUGAAUCAACUUUGCACCUGGUUGUUGUAUGGAGAACUGAGAGACCCCUAUCAGGAGUUUUUAAUCAUAUGCAGUAGAGAUGAGACUUCUGACACUUUUCUGUCUACAACUCCUUCAAGUACUAAUACUGAUAAGACUCUUUUGAACAGUUUGCAGGAUGCAACUCUAGAUUGUGGUUUUAUAUUAAAUCCUAAAAUGAUACCACAUUUCAUGCCACUUUCAUUAGCCCAAGAGAUAUUAUUUAUUGGUAAAACCAUAAUUUUGUUUGGUUUUGAUCCGCAAAAGAUGAAGAAGGGUAUGUCAAUGAAAACCCGCCCAAUGCUACCUUUGAAGAAGUUUGGAGAUUCUAGAAGGUUUACAAUUUGGGAAGAUAAAGAAGCGGAAUUCCAUGAGAAAUUACAGAAAUUUAAAGAUCCUGAAUUAUUUGAGAUAUAUAACCUAAGAAGUGUAGUGAGGGAGAUUAAAGAAUGUGUUACUAAGCAUCUUUGGGCAGUGGCCGUGGAGGAGGCGCAGUUGAUCCACGAGCUGCGACUGAUGAAGGACUUCUAUCUGCUAGGCAGAGGAGAACUCUUCCUUGAACUGUUACGACUCACUGCGCAUAUGUUGGAGAAACCCACUACCCGAACUGGAACUAGAGAUAUGAAUCACGCAUUCCAACUGGCAGCAAGGUCCGUGUUUCUAAGCAACAGUGCGGACAUUGAAAAGUUUAGUUUUGAACUGCCUUAUGUAAAGCCGAACACCUCUGUCAACUCGACGAUUACGGAGGAAUCAUAUUCAGCCGCCGACGGUUGGUCCAGCUUAAUCCUAAAAUACGACUUCAAGUGGCCUUUACAUCUACUCUUCACCCCCGAAGUGCUGGCCAGAUAUAACGACAUGUUCCGACUGCUGCUGAGAAUCAAGAAGACUCAGCAUGAUCUGCACUCGCUGUGGAAGACUUAUAAGCAGUCCUCGAAUUUCGCCAUGUGUCAACUCCACAAUAAGCUGAUGUUCCUAAUAAACAACCUGCAACACUACAUGCAGGCUGACGUGUUGGACGCGUCCUACUCCAAGCUCGUGGAUGUCGUCAAUAAGACCAAUGACUUUGAGAAACUGAGGAAGGCGCACGCGAUUUUCCUGGCUGAUGUGUUGAGUCAGUCCUUUUUGACGAUAACUUCUUCACCAAACAGCGAAUACUCCGAUUCGGACACAACAGACUCGAUCAACAACCCGGUCUUCUGCAACAUUAUGGAGCUGCUCAAACUGUGCCAUUCCUUCUGCAGCAUGACCAGCUCUGUUAACGACAAGGAGUCUGAAGACUAUUAUAUUAGGGGAUACUCUGAAAGAUUCAACAAACUAGUGAAGCAGCUGAUGCAACUUCUGCUAUCACUGAGAGACCGACCUUGCGGCAUUUACCUCGCUCGUUUAUUGAUGCGACUGGAUUAUAACAGAUGGUUGAGCGGAGAGGCGCAGCUUACUCAAUCUCUCACUAAUAUGCUACGAUAAUGGGAUAAAACUAUAAAUUGUGCCUG
Leguminivora glycinivorella is the source of this 2142-nucleotide messenger RNA. It is a transcript of the gene Grip75, whose product is annotated as gamma-tubulin complex component 4. Gene Ontology annotation, cellular component: spindle pole; centrosome; equatorial microtubule organizing center. Gene Ontology annotation, molecular function: gamma-tubulin binding; microtubule minus-end binding. Lineage: Eukaryota; Metazoa; Arthropoda; Insecta; Lepidoptera; Tortricidae. Gene Ontology annotation, biological process: meiotic cell cycle; cytoplasmic microtubule organization; spindle assembly. The coding region runs from base 125 to 2116 and encodes 663 amino acids. The transcript has 12 exons. The record is from RefSeq and is a predicted model, not a curated record.